AACAAAAAUCACAAUAACAAUGGCAUUUGCUCUUAAGUAUUUUCUUAUGUUUCUACUUCUGUCUAUGGUUACUCAAGGACAAUGCCGCUGCGCUUUCAGUGACCUCCAGAUCGGCGCGGUGAGGACGGGGAGACAAGUUGCCGGACAACCGGAGUGGAAAGUGACGGUGGUCAACACGUGUAACUGUCCUCAGAAGCAGGUGACUCUCUCAUGCGGAGGGUUUGCUCCUGUGAAUCCUGUCAAGCCAUGGCUACUUCGCCCACAAGGAAGGACGUGUCUUCUGAUUAAUGGAGAAGUUAUGCCAGCUGGAGCCACAGCUGAGUUCGCUUAUGCCGGCCAGCCUUACAUCUUCAGACCCGUCAGCUCCAGAGUCAAAAUAAGUUGCAUGAAUUAAUUUCUUUUGCUAUUACAACUUUCUGAUUCAUGUCUGUGAACAAGGUUAUAAGGUUUCUUGCGUCUCAAGCAAUAUGACUUUUCUUUUUGCCAAGAUAUUGAUGUGCGCAUCCUUAUUUGUGAAACUUCGAGUUACAGACAGAAAAGGUUAAGCAUUUCACAGAGAAACAAAGUAUUAUAUCAUUUCCUCUCCAAUUCAUCAUCUUCAUCUCUGCCUGACGUGCGAAUGCGAUAUUUGUUGUGUCUCAUGGUGACAACCAACACGUAGCUCGUUUUGGUUUUUGCUAUUAAAGUGACAGAUGUUACCAGAGCUGUUGGGUAUAAAAGGUCCAAAACGAAGAAAAAUACUUAUUAGGCCAGCAGAAACAUAGGCCUUCAUUUAGGCCCACAUAUUAUAAUGACCAACUGAUUUUCAAACGUAGCAUUAUACACAACACAAACUCUUGGUCAACCUUAAUGGUAGCAUAAAAUCGUCAAAAUAUAAAUCUAGUUACACAAAUAAUUUAAAUCACGUAAAAUAGUUAAAACUUAAAAGUC
Brassica napus (rape) is the source of this 930-nucleotide messenger RNA. RefSeq lists its product as uncharacterized. Lineage: Eukaryota; Viridiplantae; Streptophyta; Magnoliopsida; Brassicales; Brassicaceae. Bases 20 to 394 code for a protein of 124 amino acids. Gene Ontology annotation, biological process: cell fate determination. The transcript has 2 exons. The record is from RefSeq and is a predicted model, not a curated record.